Python bivittatus (Burmese python) is the source of this 1172-nucleotide messenger RNA. RefSeq lists its product as uncharacterized. Lineage: Eukaryota; Metazoa; Chordata; Lepidosauria; Squamata; Pythonidae. The record is from RefSeq and is a predicted model, not a curated record.
UUAAAAUGCUCUUCUCUCUCCCACUCCUUGAACCAAGGGAUCUCUAAACGUCUAGCAUCAGGGAGGCAGAUUUGGCCGCGGCUCUGGAGCAUAUGGACCAUGGAAUUCGGAGUCCCUCCUUGCAGUUUUCUCACCGGUAUCGCUAUGCCCGAGAAAAAAUGCCAUAUUAUGCCUAUCACUGUAAGCCGAUAGGUCCACCGUUGCCACUGUUCGUUAAAAAAAGGCUACCAAGAUAUGGAUCCCAAUAUUUUCCACUCUACGGGUCAAGGUAUGUGUCCUCCAGGAGCAUCCCGUUCCAUCGCCGUGGAAUUUGGAUGACACCGUACUCGCUGGCCAGUGUAGCUGGGUAUCAGCCAUGGAUCAUCCCCAGAGUCUCUGAAGCAUGUUCUAGCAAGUCCCCCAAACUAAGAACCACCAGGAAUCCGGUGAGGCCAUAUGUAGACAGCUAUCAGUAUCCUUUGCAGACUACAGUUCCAUAUGACGGCAUGACGAAAGGGCCUCAUGGCCCCAUUAACAAGGGUUCGUUGCCGUGUGUGAUUCCUGAACGCGUGCUUCGGGUGACGAAAGGUCCAGUGCUUUACUCCUCCAAAGAUCUGCACCCGAGCUCAGCCCAGAUCCCAUUACGACGCGCCUGCAAAGGACCAGUGUUCUACGCAUCUCAGGAUCCCUUGCUUUGCUCAAGCAAGGAAGAGCUACCCCGGGUGAGCAAAGGACCCGAUCAAUAUCCAUUGAAGGGUGCACAGAGAAGCAGAGCCGCAGAUUCCUAUCUCCCCAUGACCGAGGACCCUCCACAGUCUGGAGCAAAGGUGACCCAGCCACGGGCCACAAAAGGUCCACGGCUAAUUGCAACCAAGGUCCCACGCUUCAGCGCCCUGACGGUUUCACGUUCUUUCCUGAAGCGGGGUGUCCACUCCUUUCUAACGAAAACCUCCCAAACUAAUUUGUGCAAGGGCUCCCGGUCAUCUCUAUCCAAAACGUCCUGGCUUUCCUUGGGCAAGGGAUCUCAGCCCAGCCUUGUCCGUACGGCCACCACCCCAGCCCCCAAAACACUGUCCAAAAAUGUGAAAAUUUCAAGCACGGGGAAGAAAUAUUGCUCGACGACCAAAUGGCCGUUUUGAAAGCAAGAGAGAGACCUUGCAGAAGGGCGUGUCCGCAAACCAAAGAAUGAGAAG